UUUGGCAAUGAUUCAUUUGAAGUGGAGCUGCUCUCUGAGCUUAAAUGGCAUGGGAUACACCCUAUUUUUCAGAGUUGUUUGCUGCAUAUGCAUGUUCCAACAGAUGAUAUCUUAUUUUCUAGCCAUGCUGAUGUGACUGUAGAUUUGGCUGAGGCUAAUGAUGCUAUCAAAUGGAAAUUGAACCACUUCAUUAGCCACAAAGAUCACAGUGCUGAAGCCUUGUUUCAGGCUGAAUGGCCAUCUGGUAAU
This is a messenger RNA of Guyanagaster necrorhizus, 249 nucleotides long. RefSeq lists its product as uncharacterized. The transcript has a single exon. The record is from RefSeq and is a predicted model, not a curated record. The annotation marks the transcript as partial. Lineage: Eukaryota; Fungi; Basidiomycota; Agaricomycetes; Agaricales; Physalacriaceae.